AUGACAAUUACAUCAUCAGGAUCCAGCUGGAGUUUGUUGUCUUGGUCGACGCCGUUGCUGAAACGCAGGAGGAAAGGCACCGAGUCCCAGAAGACAUCACGUGUUUCCAAGUGUAGUUGUGAGGAAGUGAACAAGCUAGACACUUAUGGAAGAAGUCUUCUUUUCUAUGCAGCCCGGUAUGAUCAACCGGAAGUUGCUAUUCAGCUUCUGGAAGCCGGAUGUGACCCAAAUGUCGGUGAUGAUGACGGGAUAACACCAUUGCAUGAGGCUGUAGACGCCGGAAGUUACGAUGUUCUGAAACUGCUUAUCAAACAAGGAUGCUGUGACGUAAACAGGGUCGACAAUGCCGGGGAAAGCCCACUGAUGUAUGCUACCAUGAAGGACGACAUCGAGAUGACGAAGUUGCUGAUUAAAUCGGGAGCCAGGAUUAACGACGUAGACAAUAUGGGCAGAUCGGCCUUUCUGAUUGGCUUACAUCUAGGGUCAGAGAGGGCAUGUUUACACCUGCUGAAAUGUGGAUGUGACGUCAAUCAGACUGACCUUGAGGGUCACUCAGCACUCCAUUUCGCCACUUACGCAACUGACCUUCAAACUCUCGACAUUGCCAGGAAAUUACUUAAGUCAGGGUACACAGCCAGGAAAGAUUCGGAGUGGCUUAAGAAAGCUGGAGAGUGUUCUUCAUGUUUAUUUCAGAAAGACGAAAAGUUUUACAAACAUGUCUUGUCUAAGGCUGGAAUCAAAAGUAAAAAAAGCGAAAAACCGGAACUGAUUAAAACAGUGCGACUCACAUACAUACACAAAGUGUUUCAUACCCGAGCGUCCUAAUUGACAGCUUGGAUGCGAUUGGAUAUAUGUAAAUGAUAUGUUAAUGACAUGUAAAUGUCAUGUUAAUGAUAUGUAAAUGAAUCAGAUGGGGAAUACAGUGCUGAAAUCCCGUUAUGAUACAACGAUAUGUUAUUGUCAAUUUCUUACCAUCUGCGAUAUAU
This is a messenger RNA of Ylistrum balloti, 986 nucleotides long. Its product is annotated as poly [ADP-ribose] polymerase tankyrase-2-like. Bases 1 to 825 code for a protein of 274 amino acids. NCBI's taxonomy places the organism in Eukaryota, Metazoa, Mollusca, Bivalvia, Pectinida, Pectinidae. The record is from RefSeq and is a predicted model, not a curated record. Gene Ontology annotation, molecular function: protein binding. The transcript is spliced from 4 exons.